CGCUUUCUACCGGAACAUGCUGCUCCCUUCUCUGCUUUUUUGACCGACAGCUUUGGGCGCCAGCACAACUACUUGCGAAUUUCUUUGACCGAGAAAUGCAACCUCAGGUGUCAGUAUUGUAUGCCAGAGGAAGGUGUUCAGCUGACCCCUAAAUCAGAGCUACUUACUGCUCAGGAGAUAAUCACCCUAGCCAGGCUGUUUGUGAAAGAAGGUGUAGAGAAGAUCCGACUGACUGGAGGAGAGCCACUUAUUCGUCCUGAUGUCGUUGAUAUUGUGGGUCAACUGUAUAAGCUAGAAGGGCUGAAAACGAUUGCCGUCACAACCAACGGGAUCAACUUAACCAGAAUGCUGCCCCGACUGAAGGAGGCAGGACUGAAUGCCAUUAACAUUAGCUUGGAUACAUUGGUCCCAGCUAAAUUUGAGUUCAUUGUCCGGAGGAAAGGCUUUCACAAGGUUAUGGAAGGAAUCCACAAAGCCAUUGAACUUGGCUACCGUCCUGUUAAGGUAAACUGUGUGGUGAUGCGAGGCUUCAAUGAGGAUGAACUGCUGGGUUUUGUGGAUUUCACAAAAGAUCUGCCCCUUGAUGUGCGGUUCAUAGAAUACAUGCCCUUUGAUGGCAACAAAUGGAACUUCAAGAAGAUGGUGAGCUACAAAGAAAUGCUUGAUACAAUUAAACAGCGAUGGCCUGAAUUGGAGAAACUGCCCUGUGAAGCUUCCAGCACAGCCAAGAGUUACAAGGUGCCACAUUUCCAGGGACAAAUCAGCUUUAUCACAUCCAUGUCAGAGCACUUCUGUGGAUCCUGCAAUCGUUUGAGGAUAACAGCAGAUGGGAAUCUAAAGGUGUGCCUUUUUGGGAAUGCAGAAGUGUCCUUGAGAGAUCACCUACGGUCAGGCGCCUCAGAGGAAGAGUUGGUUCAAAUCAUUGGAGCAGCAGUGGGCAGAAAAAAGAAGCAGCAUGCAGGCAUGUUUAACAUUUCCCAGAUGAAAAACCGGCCAAUGAUCCUGAUUGGUGGGUGACAAAUCAAGCCUGCACUGAUGUCAUUCCCACUAUGCCAAGAUGCCCUACAGAAUCCCCCAAAUUCAAAACAGUGGGGCCACACAUUUAGCCAUUGGCUGACUUUGAGAGCAAGUUUACCCAAACAAAUGGGAAAAACAUUAGCGAAAAAUAAGCUUACAGGACAACUUUUACUGCCAGGAUCUCACCUAGAGCAACAGUGGCACAUAACUACAGGAAUUCUGCAAACCCAGCUCAGAGGCUUCUCUGACUUCCAGAAGGAUCCAAGCUCCGUGUUUGACACAAAGUGCCUUGAGGUUUCUCCUGUCAGCCAAGUUUCUGUGACCUGUCAGUCCAAAGGGGCAAAUCCAGGAUCUGAAGUCUGUGCCAGGGAUUCAGGAUCUCGGACCAAGGUACCUCGUGCCUCUGACAAGUUGACUCACACUGAUGAGGAAGGACGGGCCACCAUGGUUGAUGUUGGAGGGAAGCCAGAUUCGAGAAGAAGUGCUGU
Messenger RNA from Apaloderma vittatum (bar-tailed trogon), 1505 nucleotides. It is a transcript of the gene MOCS1, whose product is annotated as molybdenum cofactor synthesis 1. Gene Ontology annotation, biological process: Mo-molybdopterin cofactor biosynthetic process. Lineage: Eukaryota; Metazoa; Chordata; Aves; Trogoniformes; Trogonidae. The transcript is spliced from 10 exons. The record is from RefSeq and is a predicted model, not a curated record. The coding region runs from base 121 to 1017 and encodes 298 amino acids. Gene Ontology annotation, molecular function: 4 iron, 4 sulfur cluster binding; GTP 3',8'-cyclase activity; cyclic pyranopterin monophosphate synthase activity.